AUGAGGAUGUUCCUCUUCCUCUUUGCUGUGUUUGUCUUCCUGGCCCCAGCCAGGAAUGCAUUUUUCGAUGAGAAAUGCUACAAGAUUAAAGGGAGAUGCGUGCGUUCUUGUCAGAAAAAUGAAGAAGUUGUUGCUCUCUGCCAGAAGGCUCUGAAAUGUUGCCGCACGCUCCAGCCGUGUUUGAGAUGA
This is a messenger RNA of Artibeus jamaicensis (Jamaican fruit-eating bat), 189 nucleotides long. Its product is annotated as beta-defensin 106A-like. Gene Ontology annotation, biological process: innate immune response. Gene Ontology annotation, cellular component: extracellular region. Lineage: Eukaryota; Metazoa; Chordata; Mammalia; Chiroptera; Phyllostomidae. The record is from RefSeq and is a predicted model, not a curated record. Bases 1 to 189 code for a protein of 62 amino acids. The transcript is spliced from 2 exons.